This is a messenger RNA of Haliotis rufescens (red abalone), 1972 nucleotides long. RefSeq lists its product as uncharacterized. NCBI's taxonomy places the organism in Eukaryota, Metazoa, Mollusca, Gastropoda, Lepetellida, Haliotidae. The record is from RefSeq and is a predicted model, not a curated record. The transcript is spliced from 5 exons. Bases 149 to 673 code for a protein of 174 amino acids.
GUUUAUUUCCAGCUGCACUGUGAUUGAACUGGUUGAUCCUAGGCUAAUUGCUUGUUGUUGAAUCACUCUGCCGCUGAAACUCGGAUGUUGGGGCAUCAGCGGCAUCAGAACGACGUUGUCAUCGACAGGAUACAGACGUUGAGAAGCCAUGAUGGAAGGGUUCUUGUGUGUACUGCUGAUUGCUGGUCUGUCGGGCGUACUCGCCACCCCUGUCAGUGAGCGGAGGGCGAGUAGGAUGAGCAGGGCGACUGGAGACCAGCGGGGCUACUGCUACACCAGUGAAGGUGUCUUCAGGCAUGGUGAAGUCUUCAACACCCGCCGAUCCCCCUGUCUCAAGUUCAGGUGCGAGUUUGGCAGAGCGAGAGUAUUUGAAACAGGUUGUCCCCACGACGGGUCCUGUCACCCACUCGGCAGCACCUGGUUCGCUAGUGACUGCCACACCUACUCCUGUCAGAAGCAAGCCCACAACUCGUACGAAAUUAAGAGACUGCGGUCAGGGUGCCGCGAUGUCAGUGGUAAAUGCCGUCGCCCGGGUGAGCGCUUCCCCUACCACGUCAACGGCCGCAUCUACCAAGGCUGCACCUGCACCACCACCCCCACCGUCAUCAGCUACAGCUGCAACAACCCAAGCAGCCAGGCCUGGUGGGACAGACAAAGAGGCAGGCAGCAGUAGGGCUGUAUCGUUUGGGGGGUGAGGGACUAGAGGUAUGUAUUUAGGGGUAAGGGUUACACAGAAGGCGGGUCAAGGAGUAGAGCUAAACCCAAUCCCCACGGGGUUACAACAGGUUUGAGAAUGGGGGUGGGUAUGUUGUUCUAUGUUGCAUGUAGAAAGUGAGACAGACAGUUGGGGGUCUGAGGGCCGGAUGGGAGGAGACCAUCUUCCCGAGGCAAGGGAAUUAACUGACUACAAAAGUACAGUUUCGACCCUUGCCGAACUUGGCUGCAAUUUCGGAGUAUAGUUUAGUUGGACUAACGAGUCUAUGUCGAUCCAAAAAUCGCGUAACGAAGUCAACAUCCGAUUCUUAAACUCCUGUUCUGAUUUAGGUCGAUUGCAGGAAUUGCAAAGCAUGUGUAACGUCAACUCGGCGUUGUCAUAUAUUUUCCAAAUCUUUUCAUGUUUUUAAUCAAGUUUCUCAGAUAAUUUGAUGAACUUCGCGAGGUAAGACCCGUUUUAUUAUAAUCUAGAUCUUUAUUAUCGAUCACAUCGUUUUGGUUGGGCGCCGCCAUUUUGUUUGAAGCAAAUGCAAGUAAUGUGAUAGGUGGAAUUGAUUGGUCAAUAAGAGAUGGCGCUACAAUCGAGCCACGAAAUUGCAGCCUAGCUCGGCCAGGGCUGAGACUGGACUUUUAUAGUUAGUUUACUCCAUUGCAUCAGGAAGAUGGGAGAAGACCGGGUGGGGACGAUUCACAGAAAUAGAAAGCCACAAUUCAUGACUUGUUAGACUGGAUGGCUGAGUCAACACAUUUACGGAACAAAAGAUGGGGGAUUAAAUGGGAUAGAUAGCUAUCGUUAGAUCGAGGCAAGUGUAAGGGUUGUUGAUCAGGAGAAACGGUAAUGAGGGACGCAGUGAAGUGUAAGGGGGGAGUUGGUAUAUUGCGGGAAAUGCCUGUAGCCAAACCUUGACAAAUGAAGACGAUGCAUCAAUUGAUGUUGGUUGGAUGUUGGAUUCGCGUGUGAGCACCAACUAGCUGGAGAUGCGGUGAUGACUUUGAAUGGGGAAUACUUCCGGUAAGCGAGCAGAUGACUUUAACUGGGCGUCUCGGUUGGGACUGCAAGAACGCCGUCAAGUGGAACGAUGUCCAGAUUAAUUUACAGUGCCACGACUCUUUUCUCCACCCAACAAGUCCGGUGUUUAAAGUUAAUCCGCUUGGAAAAUAUGCCAAAAUUGUCUGAUGAUUGUCGAAUUUCCUGUUUUUGUCUGUAUGUUACCCCGACUGUCAAUCUGAAACAAAUACAUGACAUUAUUCUGUCAUA